This is a messenger RNA of Ctenocephalides felis (cat flea), 1315 nucleotides long. Its product is annotated as graves disease carrier protein homolog. Lineage: Eukaryota; Metazoa; Arthropoda; Insecta; Siphonaptera; Pulicidae. Bases 180 to 1142 code for a protein of 320 amino acids. Gene Ontology annotation, cellular component: mitochondrial inner membrane. Gene Ontology annotation, biological process: transmembrane transport. The record is from RefSeq and is a predicted model, not a curated record. The transcript is spliced from 6 exons.
UGUGAGACGAACUUUCUGCAUACAACAAUGAUGCAUAUUAAUACUAUAUCAAUUUAUAUUUAGUUAACUUAUAUGCAUUCAGUGAAUUUAUAAUUAUUGCAAUAAUGUGUUAGAAGUGGUAUUUUGCAUUUAAUUUAUCAUUAAUUCAUACAGUUUUUAAGUGCAAAGCAUAAUCCAAAAUGGCAUUAGAAACCACUAAUGCAAAAAACUAUGAAUUUGUUCUGAAGUCAUUUUUAGCAGGAGGUAUUGCUGGAAUGUGCAGCAAAACAACUGUUGCACCAUUGGAUCGCAUUAAAAUUUUAUUACAAGCUCACUCUAAGCACUACAAACACUUAGGAGUUUUUAGUGGUUUAAGACAUAUUGUUCAUAAAGAAUCUGUAUUUGCUCUGUACAAAGGCAAUGGUGCUCAAAUGGUUAGAAUUUUUCCAUAUGCUGCUACACAAUUUACAGCAUUUGAGAUUUAUAAAAAGUACUUAUCAUCAGUACUAGGCCCGAAUAAGUAUAUUAAGAAUGGAGAUAAAUUUGUAGCUGGCGCUUGUGCUGGUGUUACUGCAGUGACUUUCACUUAUCCAUUAGAUACAAUACGAGCACGACUUGCAUUUCAAGUGACAGGUGAACAUAAAUAUACUGGAAUUAUAAAUACUGCUGUUACUAUGUUCAAACAUGAAGGUGGUAUGAGAGCUCUCUAUAGAGGUUUUGUCCCUACAAUGAUGGGAAUGGUGCCGUAUGCUGGCUUUUCCUUUUAUUGUUUUGAAACUCUAAAAUAUUUUUGUAUGAAAUAUACACCACAUUUUGCAUGUAAUCAGCUGGAGAGGAAUACAGGAGGUUUGGUGUUAACAAUUCCAGCCAAAUUGUUGUGCGGAGGAUUUGCUGGUGCCGUAGCACAAUCAAUAUCAUAUCCUCUUGAUGUAACGAGGAGACGAAUGCAAUUAGCAAUGAUGACUCCAGAAACUGCUAAAUUUGGAAGCAUGGGUAUGUUCCAGACUCUAUCAUUGAUAUACCAAGAAAAUGGUAUCAUUCGAGGUCUUUAUAGAGGAAUGAGUAUUAACUAUCUAAGAGCUAUCCCAAUGGUUGCCGUUUCGUUUUCAGCAUAUGAAUUGCUGAAGCAAAUGUUGCAGUUAGAUACUGGUAUGCAGUUGUAAUGCGUGAACUUAUAGUACAAUUGACCAAAAGGGAACUCCGUAAGUUCCUUUAGAAAAUAUUUUCUUGUAUUUAACCCUUUCCACUCGCGAAUUCCGGAAUUUAUAUGUAUUUUGGCGCCGGAGCGGCGGCAUCCGAGUCAAAAGGGUUAAGUUUUAAUUAUUGUAUGUAUGUA